This is a messenger RNA of Cannabis sativa, 1664 nucleotides long. Its product is annotated as VQ motif-containing protein 4. The transcript has a single exon. The record is from RefSeq and is a predicted model, not a curated record. NCBI's taxonomy places the organism in Eukaryota, Viridiplantae, Streptophyta, Magnoliopsida, Rosales, Cannabaceae. Bases 702 to 1442 code for a protein of 246 amino acids.
AUAUUAUUAUUAAUUUAAUUUAAUUUUACAUUCUACUUAUUUUAUAUUAAUAAAAAUAAUAAAAAAUCGUUAACUAAUUAUAAAAUAUUACGUUAUAGUAGCGAUAAACAUUUUAAUACCUCAUAAUAAUACUCUGGCUACUUCUAUAAGUGCUAAAUAUUCAAUAUUUGAUUGAUUAUACGAUGGUGAUGCCCAAAAAAAACAAUGUCUAAUAAGUCUAAUGCAUUGUGUCUUUUAAAAUUAUUAUUAUUAUUUUUAAAGAAAAAAGAAAAAUAUUUAUGGUUAAAAAACAAGAUGAGAUGACCUAUGAGGAUCUAACUAAUGAGUUUUGAAAUUCCUCUCAAAUGAAUAAAAUAAAAAGCCCAAAAAAUUAAGUUGAAUACUUAUUUAGAAAGAAAAAAUAAAAACCUAAAAAAGGAGAGAGAACCUAAAACUAUGUUUAUAUAUAUAAUGUGUGUUGAUAGCGAGAGAAAGAGUUGCACAACAAUACAAAAAAGCAACCCUUCCUUCCUUCCCCCUUUCCUUUUCUCCCAUCAAGCCUUGUUUUUCACUCUUUGUUUGUUUACAUUACAAUUUACAAUCACCUUCUCUUUCUUUUUUCUUUUCUUUUUUCUCUCUUUAGAGAAAGAAAGAAAGUAGAAGUGGUGGUGGAGGAGGUGGGGGUUAAUUUUGUAUCCAAUAUCCAUCUCUGUUAAUCAUCCAUGGAGUACAUCUCAAAAUCAUCUCAUGAGAGACCAGAGAACCCAUCAUCAUCAUCUCCUUCAAACUCACCCACCACCACUGCCACCAACAAUGGCAGUAUUAACAGUUUAAGCAGCAGCAGCAACGUCAACAACAAUGGAGUUCAAACUCCGGUUUCAAAGCCUACCACUCCCAGAUCUGAUCCCAACAACCCUUACCCAACAACGUUUGUUCAAGCUGAUACCUCUAACUUCAAACAAGUGGUUCAAAUGCUUACAGGUUCCACUGAGACAAUUAAACAAACACCUUCUAGGCAACCCCAGGAGCAGAGGAAUUUCAACAUACCACCAAAGAAACAAGGCUUCAAACUCUACGAAAGGAGGAAUUGCAACAACAACAACAACAGUAAUAAUCUCAAAAAUAGCCUUAUGAUCAACACCCUUUUGCCGAAUUUUGCUGCCAAUAACUCCGGUUUCUCUCCGAGAAAGCCUGAGAUCUUGUCCCCAAGUCUACUUGAUUUCCCAUCCUUGACUCUCAGUCCGGUCACGCCGUUAAACGACGAUGCCUUCAACAAGUCUAUGUCGCCGUCGCCGUUGUUAACGAUGAGUAAUUCUCCAUCGUUGGAGGAAGAAAGAGCGAUUGCCGAGAAGGGUUUUUACUUGCAUCCUUCACCCAGAGACCCAGCCGAGCCCCCUCAGCUUUUGCCCUUGUUUCCGGUCACUUCGCCCAGAGUUUCUGGCUCCGCCGCAGCUUCGUCUUGAGGAAGAUUCUUAUUAAUGGAAGAAUAAUUAGGCUAUGGAAGGAAAAAAAAAACCCAAAAACAAAGUAAGUAUAAUUAUUUUAACUUUGUUGAUUGAAAGAAAAAAAAAACAAAAGUAAUUCUGAGUGUUUGAUUUGAGAUUCAGCUCCUUUGCUCCCAAUUUGUACAAUUUCUCUUCUUUUCCAUAAGGAUGAUCAUAACCAAAAAAACUUUUUUUUUCCAA